This is a messenger RNA of Hemibagrus wyckioides, 4304 nucleotides long. It is a transcript of the gene trim32, whose product is annotated as tripartite motif containing 32. Bases 91 to 2106 code for a protein of 671 amino acids. Gene Ontology annotation, molecular function: protein binding; zinc ion binding. NCBI's taxonomy places the organism in Eukaryota, Metazoa, Chordata, Actinopteri, Siluriformes, Bagridae. The transcript has 2 exons. The record is from RefSeq and is a predicted model, not a curated record.
GAAUGACGUCAGCUCCGCAGUGCUCGGGUUGUUCAUGCUGCAUCACCACACUCAGGCUGACAUUGAGCUGAGGAGUUCGUGAAAUGCAUCAUGGCAGCCGUAUCAUGCCUGGAUCCGGACCUGGUGCGAGAGGUGCUGGAGUGCCCCAUCUGCCUGGAAACCUACAAUCAGGACCAGCUCCGUCCCAAACUGCUCCAGUGUGGCCACUCCGUGUGCCGGCAGUGCCUGGAGAAGCUCCUGGCGAGCACCAUUAACGGCGUGCGAUGCCCGUUUUGCAGCAAGGUGUCCCGCAUGAGCAGCAUCUCGCAGCUGGCUGACAAUCUCACAGUGCUGAAGAUCAUCGACUGUGCCAGCACGUGUGGCUCGGCCGCCGGCCUCAUGUGUAAGUCCUGCAAGAACCGCCUGCCACGUCACUACUGCUCCGACUGCUCUGUGGUGCUAUGUGAUGCCUGCAAGGUGGAAGGUCACCAGCAUCAUGGACACACUGUUCAGACCACCCGUGCUGCUGCCGAACAGCGCCGGAAAGACCUCGGUGGACGGCUGACGACUCUUCGAGAUACCAUGGCGAAUAUUCAGAAGAAAAAAGCGGCGAUCGACAGCAUUUCGAAAUCCUUGCGUCUGAAAUACAAAGCGGUGCAGCAGGAGUACGCCAGGUCUGAGCUGCAGCUUCAGGAAGAGCUUGGGCGAUCGCGCCGUGCCUUUGCAGCAUCCCUGGCUGAGGUCGAGAAGCUCAAUUCUCAGAUUCUUGAGGAGCAAACCUACCUACUGAACAUCGCUGAGGUCCAGGUUGUGUCUAGGUGUGACUACUUGACCAUGAGGAUUAAGCAAACAGACACUGCUCUGCUAGAAGAGGCAGAUGGGAACGACGAAGAGGAGCUGGAUGUAAAAAGCAAUCUUCCUGUACUUCUAAAACUGCAAGAACCCGAGCUGGUCAAAACGGAGAGCCCACAGUCAUUAGAUGUGGGGCAGCUGACGACCAAACAGUGCACUGUGAAUACAGAUGAAGAGGAUGGUCAGGAGGCUGCUGCUGCUGCUGCUGCCACUGCUGCUAUCACGGCCACAGCUGCCCCUGUAGAUGUUUAUCGUGACGUCGAUAUGACGAGCACCGUAGAGGAAGCUGUGUGUGCCUCACCAGGUAGCUUCAAAUCCAAAUCCGUAGACGGGGGUGGACCUGCAACUGGGGGAGCAUCCGGAGGUCAGUUUUGUCAGUUUGUAAAGAAGAUGGGGUGCAAAGGGAACCUUCCGGGCAUGUUUAACCUGCCGGUGAGCAUCUGCGUAACUCCUCAUGGUGACGUUCUGGUGGCGGACCGAGGCAACUAUCGAAUUCAGAUCUUUAACCGCAAGGGCUUCCAGCGUGAGAUCCGCCGCAACCCGAGCAGCAUUGACAACUUCGUCUUGAGCUUCCUAGGUGCCGACCUUCCCAAUCUCAUCCCCCUGUCCAUCGCCAUCACCCCUCAGGGACUCAUUGGCGUCACGGAUAACUACGAUAACUCUGUCAAGGUUUACACCACGGAUGGGCACUGCAUUGCGUGCCACAAGAACCAGUUGAUCAAGCCAUGGGGGAUCGCUGCCAUGCCUUCUGGGCAGUUUGUUGUAUCUGACGUAGAAGGAGGCAAGCUCUGGUGCUUGGCGGUGGAUCGAAACGUCGGGGUCGUGAACUACAACAGGUUGUGCUCAGCCGUCAGGCCUAAGUUUGUGACUUGUGACUCUUCGGGGACGGUCUACUUCACGCAAGGGUUAGGACUGAACAUCGAGAACAGGCAUAACGAGCACCACCUGGAAGGAGGGUUCUCCAUCGGGUCGGUCGGGACGGAUGGCCAGCUCGGGAAACAGCUCAGUCACUUCUUCUCCGAAACCGAGGAUUUCCGGUGCAUCACGGGAAUGUGCGUGGACGCCAACGGGGACCUGCUGGUGACGGAUAGUGGCCGCAAGGAGAUUCUGCAGUUCCCCAAAGAAGGAGGUUAUAACAUUCUGAUUCAGGAGGGACUGACGUGUCCUGUCGGCGUGGCCGUCACGCACAAAGGACAGCUUCUGGUUUUAGAUUGCUGGGACCACUGUGUCAAGGUGUACACCUAUUUACAGAGGCGGCGCUCGUCGACUUGUUAAGAUUGCACCGUUUUAUCUGACUAGUCACUUUAACUCGAGGGCUGCGUUAUCUCAGACAUUUCGUCGGGCAGGUUGAAGGAAGUGCAGAUGAAAUACUACUGCCAGCAAAGGACGAGGGACAAAACGGCCUCGCUUUUAUGGCUGUGGCUACGUUUUUUGUUUUUUCUGGAAAUACCGCACAACAGACGGCAAUAAGUUGAACAGUGUUGUCUUUUGAGUGGGAGUGUUUGUGACAUCAUUAACGUAUGAAAAAAGCAUCAAGAGGAAGGACCGCAGGAUUAAAGUCAAGAGCUUAACCAAAUGGAAAUAUUUGAUCUGGAUGCGUAAACAUGUUUACCCACUGAUUAACGAAGAUUCCUGCUCGUGUUUCUUUCCAUCCACCGAGAAGUCUUCAAUGUCAAAGUGCCCUCUUGUAAUAGGGAACACCUACGUAGUUUCAUCCCGUAGCAUAAAAUAUCGGCACACAGUGUAACUCCAUCCGUUAUUCCGUUAACCUCGAUAUAUAUAACGAUGAUGCGCUUAAUGGCAUCGUCAACGUAGAUGUUUUUGUACCUGUGUACAAGUUUGUUGUGGUUACCAAAGGACUCCAAGAUCAGGAUUUCUCAGCAUGUGAUCCCUGCAAUAGUUUGUAAAUUCACUACAGAAAAUAUGACCUGCCGACUUUUAGGAAUUUUGCGUAGGUGCUCACGGAAUUUGGUACGAGUUUGUGCUAAAAAAACAAAAACAAACACUUAAGAGGGUUAAAGAGCAGCAGCAGCAGAGUCAGUCGACGUAUGCAUCUGGAAUUGCAUAGAAUCUACACCGCUUCUGGAAGCCCCGCCCCUUUCCUCAGUUAGUCAUAUUUUUCGCCAACAUUCUCGACUUGCAGCCUCAGUUUUCGUCACAGGAACUUUACAAACGAUUUGAGUUAAUAAAUGUGAAAAAUCUUAAGACACUCGAGGUAGCUAACGUUAGAACAUCAUAGUCAUGGUCUUUACGCUAGAACGUGGCUGUACUGUAAGCAAGAGCUGUGAAGAACACCAACGCCUUCCACCAUUCGUCUUUAAACAAACAUUUACAUGCAGGCUUUCUUUCUUUCUUUCUUUCUUUCUUUCUGUUUUAGAAACAACGUUACAUACAGCAGUUAGUAAAAAAAAAACGCACGUUAACAACCUCUACGCAGUUUUCCUUGUUGCAUUUUGGCAGGUCUGGAAAACGACAGCAGGACAAUAUCAACCAAGCCGUAUACAAUCCUACAGCGAUCAAGUGUCCUUGUUUUGACUUACGACUUAAUUAUGAGCUGGAAUUAUUAUUGUUAUUAUUAUUAUUAUUAUUAUUAGGAAUAUUAGGAGUCUUAACCGAAAUGAUCAAAUUUGACGUAAUUAUAUGCACUUGCUAGUUGAUUUUGUACCGAGACGCCAAUCUUAUAGACGUCUAGAUGCAUCACCCGCAGACUCCAUAGCUGUUUUGAACGUGUGUAGCUUUUUCUUUUUUUUUUUUUAAACGAUUUCAUAGAACAAAAAUAAAGAUAUUAAAGAACGUAGCCAUGAUCUUAAAAAAUAAAAUUAAAUUAAAAAACGACAAUCCAGCGCAAGUUUGAUCGUUUCAUUCCAGAAAAUUCCGCAACUCCUUGAAGUUUGGCAUGUCCCGACAUUUAACAUCGGAAAUAUGUUUCAUUUUGUGGAAAUUGUUAUGAAAUUGUAUUAGUAUUUAUGAUAAAAACAAAAAAGGAAACCUUAGCUAUAAAGCAAGUUGUUUAUUUAAAUUGUUAAACAUAUCAGUUCUAUCCAUGAGGCAUUUUAUUUGUUUGUUUGUACACUUUAAUGAAAAAAUAGAGCACUUUAGAAAGCACUUAACUGGAUAAAUACCUCCGGAAUGCAGCACCGAGGGUAAUUAGAGUGUUUACAUCACGUUGGCAAUACUUUGAACCCGGGACAUGCCGGCUUUAAACCGAGUCGCAUCCAAGAGCUGCAUCUAGUCUAGAAGUAACACAGUGACUCGAAUUGUUCAACAUCGUUAUCGUCCCUCCCAUGAUUUUAAUAAAUAAAAAAAAUAAUAAAAUAAAUGUAUUAAAAAACAGGGUGCUGUAAACACGUCAGUCCUGGACACUACACGGUGACUGUGAAUUCAGUGCAUAGACGUUGUGAAGUAAAUCUCUCCAAUUCUUUCUUUGUGUUUGUUCAUGAUCAAUUGUGUGCAAUAAAUUCGUUAACAAAUUA